Molecule: messenger RNA, 438 nt
Organism: Adineta steineri
Lineage: Eukaryota; Metazoa; Rotifera; Eurotatoria; Adinetida; Adinetidae
Source: the annotation of a GenBank genome assembly
GAUAAGGAAGUUCAAGAAUUUGUUCUUAGUGCACCGAAACUUAUAACUUUACCAUUACAAGAUAUAAGUAAUACAUAUUUUAAUAUGAAUACACAAUUAGGUUUUGAAUAUGCUGAAUUAAAAAAAAUAUUUAAUCAAUAUGCAAAAUUAUUUAUUUAUGAUUAUAAAUUAAUUGAAUUAAAUUUUGAUUUUCUUUAUAAUGAAAUGAAUAUAACUCGACAACGUUUGAUAGAUUAUCCGCCGAUACUUAAACAAAGUUUUCAACAAUUAAGAACACGUUGUUUGUAUUUAAAAUAUUUAAAACGUCAUCAAUUUGAUCCAACGAAACCAAAUUUUGUUUCAUUGAAAGAUCUUUGUUUAAAAACAAAUGAACUUUUUUGUCAACAUGUAACAAAAACAUCUCCGGGACAUUAUCUAAAUUUCAUGAAAACGUUGUAA